Messenger RNA from Baudoinia panamericana UAMH 10762, 1069 nucleotides. RefSeq lists its product as uncharacterized. NCBI's taxonomy places the organism in Eukaryota, Fungi, Ascomycota, Dothideomycetes, Mycosphaerellales, Teratosphaeriaceae. The transcript has a single exon. Bases 276 to 1049 code for a protein of 257 amino acids. The record is from RefSeq and is a predicted model, not a curated record.
AUGCGCGGUGGGCCAGACAGUGUGCUGUAUGUAUACGACAACGCCGGCGCGACUCUAUGAGCUGGCAUUGGGUGCUGAAGCGAUGCGAGUGCGCGGUGCUGCCUUACAGGAUCGGGCCGGGGAUAGCUUGGAGCAGCUCAAGAUGUACAGAUCUGUCUCGUUGGCGAUGACAAAGGUAUAAUUGGUAGUCUGAGUACCUAGAAGGCUGCUAUAUCACGUCUGAGUCUACAAACCCCACGCGACCAAGAUCAUGGUCACGAGCCCCCGGAGCGGGCAUGAUGUGUCGAAAUGUAAUAUGCAAGGUAGGUAGAUCAUGCAUGCACCCAGUCGGGCCUUACGCAAUGGCGAUCAAUAUCCGGCGCUCCGGCAACGACCGAGCCGCUGUCAAGAUCAAGGCUCGAGUGGAUGGCAGAACCCAAUGCGCUGGGACAAAGCCUCGUCUAACGACGCCUCAUCGCAAGGUUUAUCAAUACCUAUUCCCGUCGCUACCCAUUUUGAUUUCAUCUGACUCCUUUUGGACUUUCUACGUGAAAUUACAGCCUUGGACUCUUCCACUGCCCGCAUUUGAACUCCAGACGCCACCGUGUCUAGACACUUCUGGUCUCGUUGUCCCCUUCAAGCUGUAUUACAGCAGCCACCGCAGCCCUUCGUGCCCGCUGGUCAUGUCCCUUAUGGCCCAAGCAGACCAGCGUACCGCCUCCUCUUCAGCGCCACGCCUUCGCCCCUGUCCAAUGCCAUGCCUUCCGGUUCUUCAGAAAGCUCUCGUUUCAGUUAAUCGCGAACUUCGGCUCCCGUUCUCUUUCCGGAGCAUCUUUGAUUCUGCCAGAAAAGGCCGUCUGUUUUACUCAAUUCGCCUCGAUGGCCUUCUGAAGGAGCACAGCUUGACACAUCAGGAAUGCGAUCUUACACAUGGCAAACUUGCGGACCUCCGCGGCGACCCUACGCAGGAUAUCGGUGCAUGGAAUGCAUGUCACCUUGAAUGCUUCGUGUGUGAGAACGCAACGCUUGAUGCAGUCCCCUUGGUUAAACGGCCGUCCCGCCCGAGGUAGGUGGCUGAAUGCGAUGCGAA